AUGUCUACGCACUAUUCACUGCAUGUUAUUCGUGCCCAAGACGUACUCUAUAAAUCUUUUUUCCAUGGAAAUCCGAGCCUGUAUGUUGUUGGCCCUCGGGAUAAAGAUAUAGUCAUUGCUGAGAUUGAGCUUCGUGAACUGAUUGCGCUAUGCGAGAAUGGAGAAGCUCAAAUAAAUGUCCACGAGAAACGGAACCAGACACCGUCCGGGAAAGUUCUCUUACGGCUCAAGUCAAUCAACGAGACGGAGGCUGUUAAUCAAGAUCUCGAAGGCACGAGGAAAGCCACUCAGGGAGUUCGUGCGGAUGCUGCGGAUUCUAUGGCUGUUGCAAUCGCAGACAGAGUGAUGCAAUUGAGCAAGGCGGGUGAUCUAUAUGACUCCCUGGAGAAGCUUUGUGAGACGCUGGACGUCUUCGUCAAAUUCAUUAAUGAUGUUUCAAAGAUCCAUCCAUAUUUUAGUGCAGCAUGGCAAGUGGCCACAUCUGUGUACAAGGCCGUCUCGAAACAAUUCGAAUGCGAUCAGAAGGUCGUGGAACUAGUUCGCUCGAUGGAAAAGGCAUUCACGUUUGCCCGUAGCACGCAAGACCUGAAAGGCAAAACUAGAAUUCUAGAAUUGUCAAUUGUCGAGUUAUUCAAGCAGAUCAAGGCAUGCUGCAAGUUCAUCCAAAAUUACGUGGGUCAUUCAUUUGGAGGUUGGAUGCUUGACAUGGGAGCAAGCAAGAAGAUCGAAGAAUUCAUGCAAGUACUGGCAAGGUGCUAG
Messenger RNA from Fomitiporia mediterranea MF3/22, 759 nucleotides. RefSeq lists its product as uncharacterized. Lineage: Eukaryota; Fungi; Basidiomycota; Agaricomycetes; Hymenochaetales; Hymenochaetaceae. The record is from RefSeq and is a predicted model, not a curated record. The transcript has 7 exons. The coding region runs from base 1 to 759 and encodes 252 amino acids.